Molecule: messenger RNA, 387 nt
Organism: Sphenostylis stenocarpa
Lineage: Eukaryota; Viridiplantae; Streptophyta; Magnoliopsida; Fabales; Fabaceae
Source: the annotation of a GenBank genome assembly
AUGUGUGCGAGGAGCAAGGGGUCGAGUGCUCACGGGUUCAUGGCUGUGGAGUUGGAUGUGAGAGGAAAUGGGGUCCUUGAACUAGGGGCCGGAGCUGGUCUGAAAGGAUUCACAGCCGCAAUGUUGGGCACAACCCAUGUCCUCCUCACAGACAUCCAACCCUUGAUUCCACUUCUGUCUGGAAAAGCAAGCAAAAGGCGUAGGCGACGUGAUGCACAUGCGGGAGCUCGUUGGGGAUUUCUUCUUCGAUCCGAAACAGAUGUGGGCGCUGUCCCAACCGCUAAAUCCCGUAUGCUGCUACCACAUCAAGGCUUGGGCGGACUUAUUUACCCUUUUCUCUCUAGUGCCACUCAACUAAGCUGGUCACGUAUCAUCGAUCUUUUAUAA